Messenger RNA from Meriones unguiculatus (Mongolian gerbil), 1528 nucleotides. RefSeq names its product calcium and integrin binding family member 2 (gene Cib2). Lineage: Eukaryota; Metazoa; Chordata; Mammalia; Rodentia; Muridae. The transcript is spliced from 7 exons. The record is from RefSeq and is a predicted model, not a curated record. The coding region runs from base 439 to 873 and encodes 144 amino acids. Gene Ontology annotation, molecular function: calcium ion binding.
GCCUUCCCGGCCCAGCCCCUGCUCUCUCCCACUGAACUGCGGGACCCAGCGGAGCGGGCCAGGCUAGGCUGGCGACGCUGCCCGCCCCCGGGCUGGCAAGGGCCGCGGGUGUCGGGCUCGGGGCUCCUGCAGCUGCCGAUGGGAAGCGGCGCUCGAAAGGGUGAGAGACGACUCUGCGGACACCAUGGGGAACAAGCAGACCAUCUUCACUGAAGAGCAGCUGGACAACUACCAGAGGCAGCACGGAAACCCCAGCUGUUGUGCAAAUACUGUGGGCAUCCUCUUUGGCCCACCUCAGUGUGCCAUCCAGCCGGCCUGGUGUCAGCAGCUCCAUGUCUUCCAGAGCCAGCCCGGCUGCGGGACUGUACUUUCUUCAAUAAGAAGGACAUCCUCAAGCUUCAUGCACGGUUCUAUGAGCUGGCCCCCAACCUUGUCCCGAUGGACUACAGGAAGAGUCCUAUCGUCCACGUGCCCAUGAGCCUCAUCAUCCAGAUGCCGGAGCUCCGGGAGAAUCCCUUCAAGGAGAGGAUUGUGGAAGCUUUCUCUGAGGAUGGUGAGGGGAACCUCACCUUCAAUGACUUUGUGGACAUGUUCUCUGUGCUCUGUGAAUCGGCGCCUCGAGAGCUCAAGGCAAACUAUGCCUUCAAGAUCUAUGACUUCAACACUGACAACUUCAUCUGUAAAGAAGACCUGGAGCUGACACUGGCCAAGCUCACCAAGUCAGAGCUGGAUGAGGACGAGGUGGUCCUUGUGUGUGACAAAGUCAUCGAGGAGGCUGACCUGGACGGGGACGGCAAGCUGGGCUUCGCUGACUUUGAGGACAUGAUCGCCAAGGCCCCUGAUUUCCUCAGCACUUUCCACAUCCGAAUCUGAGGACCCUGCCAAGGCUGCAGGGGCGCCUAGAACGCAGUCCUCCAGCCUGCUGUCAGUGCAGGUAUGGUUUCUCCAGUGCUCCAGGAAAGGAGCAGUGGCCUCUGGGAUUCUCACCCGUGGACAUUUCCUGUGGCCCUUUCAGCAAAAAAGAACAAAUAAAACACUUCAGAGCAAUGGGGGAAAAAAGAGCAACAGAUGGAUUGUGAAGAGCAGGACCCUCCCUAGGGCCUCGGUGGCCCACCCUCAGUACCCCGUGGACCCUCUCAGCCACGUCCUUGCCCAGUCCUUAUCUCACACAGCAUUGUCCCCCUAGGAGGGGAAGGUGGAAAACCUAGCAGGAGGGAUGGGGCUGAAUGAGCCACUUGCUGGGCAGACACGCCAGUCCCCCAGGGCUAAGUGCAAAAAAACCCCAAACCAAACCAAAAACAGAGACUGGUUUAACAAGCUAUGCAAUCUUUUACCAAAGCCACGGCUGGGCUACACCCACCCCAACCCCAUACUUUCCCAAAGUGAAGCUGUAUCAGCAGUGGGUCCAAAGGGCUCUGCCCCAUGUCUGGACACUACCCUGCUCACCCCCUGGAUGACAUGGUGUCACUGGUGUGUGCUGACCUCAGAUUUGUGAAUUCCUAGAAAUAAAACACUUUGGUGUCCUGCG